Chelmon rostratus (copperband butterflyfish) is the source of this 1927-nucleotide messenger RNA. RefSeq lists its product as uncharacterized. The transcript has 3 exons. Bases 271 to 654 code for a protein of 127 amino acids. NCBI's taxonomy places the organism in Eukaryota, Metazoa, Chordata, Actinopteri, Chaetodontiformes, Chaetodontidae. The record is from RefSeq and is a predicted model, not a curated record.
AACCAGCAGGGUGAAGAGAGAGCUGCGCAGCUCCGCCUGUAAGUGUGUGUGAGGAGAAGUUAGAAAGCUGCACAUUUAUGCGAUAAAGGCGUGAAAAGAAGAAGAAAAGGCCGUCAAUAGUGAGAGCAGCAGGUUUCACACACGCACACAGACCCGGACACACACAGAAACCCAUAAAUACAGCAGAGUUUGGUUCGGAGGCUGAAACACAAGCUGCUCCUGUCUCAAGUUUCUCUGCCAGGUGUGUUUGUGGGAGAAGCACUGGGAACAAUGGUGAAGAAUGUGAACAGCAUCAACGUGGAGCCCCAGCCUGGGACCAGCGUGGCCUCAGGCGAAGUCGAACCCGCCGACAGCCAAUCCACAGAGGGUUCUGGUAAGGACCACAUGGAGCCCGCCCCUGGCAUGAUGUGGCGGGUGACUGGAGGUCUCUUCAACGUCACCAAGGGAGUCGUGGGUGCGGCAGUGGGCGGGGUGGCCUGGGUGGGCGGCAAGAGCCUGGAGAUCACCAAGUCGGCCGUGACCACUGUGCCCUCGGUGGGGGUGGGGCUGGUGAAGGGCGGGGUGUCUGCCGUGGCCGGCGGCGUCUCUUCGGUGGGCUCGACGGUAGCCAACAAGGUCCCGUUCACGGCCAAGAGGAAAGACAAGGCCGAGUGAAGGAUGGUGAAGAUGAUGAUGAUUAAUGAUGAUGAUGGACUUGCCCCGCCCUGAGCCAACGGAGAGAGGCUGUCAGCUGAUCUCUCUCCUCUGCCAAUCGAACUCCACAGUGCCUUCUGAUGCCGGUCUCGGUCUUGAACCUGGUAGUCUUGUUACCAUAAAGAGAUCAAGGCUUUGAUGCAAACACUACAGUACCGAAAAAUUCAGUAGUACUAUGUUACCAUAACAACCCAGAAUUACAAGAUACUUUGAGUCACUGAAACGCUUCACACAAAGGUCCUCAUCUGACUCGGAGUGGGAUUUGUUUGGCCCCAGGCAGAUUACAUGGACCCGGAUCCACUUCAGCUCACGGUGGACGACGUCAUGAAUUAUCUGUUUACAAUCCAGACUGAUGCUGUUUCAGUCCUCUUUCUUCUCUUCUCUCUCUCCAAACUACACAUACGUGGUGAAAUGUUUCUGACAUAAGAUGCUGAUUUUUAGUCUUUUUGUUUGUUUGUUUGUUUUUUUGCAAAGGUAUUGAAGUACUAUUGAAAUCUGUGUGACCAGAACACAGAAAAAUUAAAUGUUUCAACAUUGGAAGGGAAGGAUCAGCCACAUUCUUCAGCCUGCAGCCUUCACUGUGUCUGACCUCCUUUUAUCUCUUGGAAGAGUUCGGGUCGGUGUUUUACCCUGCAGCCUUGGAUCUGCGUCACUCCUCCUAAAUGCAUGUCUGAAGCCUGUAGACACAAUCACAAGUACAACAAGGGCUCAGGCCUUUUUCCACAGCUAUAUUAUUGUUGAAAUGUUUUGUUUUCAGUAUGUGUGACAUGCUAAAAUGCUGCGUUGGACCUUGACAAGAUUAAGAUUUAAGCAAAAGACAUUCAGCAGCAUUUGAUUCACUGAUGGUUGUUUGAGAACAAAAGUGCCCGAUGUUGUCUGAACCGGUCAGUCAGUAAAGGUUGAACUGUGCCUUCAACACAAGGUGAACACUGUACUGUAGUGCAGGCAACAUUCGUGAACAUUUGUAUGUGAUUUCAGCAUUUCAAUGCAACGUUUGGAGUGAGUGGGAGCUGUUGCUGAUGGGACUAAACUAUUUGAAUGUCUUGUAUGUGUUUUUUGGAUAUAUCAAUAAAAUAGUUUGGAAGGUUACGAGUGACCUGUGGAGUUUUCUUGUGAAUAAACCAGAGUUGUCCUGCACUUCCUUCUUCACAAAACAUUUUUAAGCCUUUUAAAUCCUGCAUUGUUUGAUCCAUGUUUACUCCGACCCUGAUUCCAAAAAAGUUUGGACGCUUUG